AUGGCGGCACUGGGGAGGAUAGCAGCGUGUCCAUACAGAAGCACUGUAUUUACCAGAGCUCUUCUCGUUCGCACGUGUAAUACUAAAAUUAAAGAAUUAUAUAUUAAUCCCAGAGCAUCAUAUCAUUAUUAUACACAGUGCCUGAUUAAUAAUAAGAGCUUGGUGUUAAAUACAGAGCAGUACAGGAGAAGAAUGUCUUCAUUAUCAGUUAGCAAGAUGAAUCAGAGGAUGGUGUGGGUCGAUCUGGAGAUGACUGGACUGGACAUAGAAAAAGACGAGAUUAUUGAAAUGGCGUGUAUCAUCACAGACUCAGAUCUCAACAUCAUAGAAGAGGGUCCUAAUUUGAUCAUCAACCAGCCGAACGAGCUGCUGGACGGCAUGUCCGAUUGGUGCAAGGAGCAUCAUGGGAAAUCUGGACUAACACAGGCAGUGCGGGACAGUAAGAUCACGCUGCAGCAGGCCGAGUACGAGUUCCUGUCCUUCAUCAGGAAACACACCCCGCCCGGGCAUUGCCCCCUAGCUGGGAACUCGGUACAUGCUGAUAAGAAGUUCCUGGAUAAGCACAUGCCCCAGUUCAUGCAUCACCUGCACUACCGCAUCAUCGACGUGAGCACGGUCAAGGAGCUCUGCAGACGCUGGUUUCCACAAGAAUUCAAGCAAGCACCACAGAAGAAAGCUUCACACAGAGCGCUGGAUGACAUUCAGGAGAGCAUCAAGGAGCUCAAGUUUUACCGAGCGAACAUCUUUAAAUCUGAAGACGACGACAGGAAAAGAAAACUAGUAGACAACGGAGAUGCCAAACGCACGACUUAAAUUAUUUGCCCAGCACGAUGGUUCAUGAUGGCAGGUUUUCAUGCAAACCAGCCAAGAGCUUCACCAGUUUCCCACUCGCUUAAUGACUUGGACUUGGUCUUCAGAGUACUGAUGGUUGACCAGAAAAGCAGCAGCCAAUCGGGCUCAUCCUGGAGCUUGAGGGACGGUUUUUAGAGGGACUGUUGAGUUCCUGGCAUGUAAACCCAUUCCUCUCUUCUUGAGACCAUGCGUUCACUAUAUGGUCAAAAGUAUGUGGACACCCCUCUUAACGAUUGAAUUUGGUUGUUUCUGACACAUCCAUUGCAAAUAGGUGUAUAAUAAUGAUAAGAUAAAUAAUGCUUUAAUAUUGUGGACUCAACCCAACUGAACACUUUUGGGAUGAAUUAAACUUUUAAUAAUCUCUUCUAGCAUCAGUGCCUGAACUCACCCACUCUACAGACAGAAUGGGCACAAAUUCCCACAGACACACUCCAGUAGAAAUUGCACUAAUGCUUCACUGAAGACUGAUUGAUAUUAAUGCUACAAAGAAAACAAUUAAAUAUAAAUGCACAUGGUUUUGGAAUGGGAUAUCCACCAAGCUUGCGGUCAGUGUCCCGAUACUUUCGUCCAUAUAGUGUAAGAAGAACGUUUGUUUGUUUCUGUGUUCUGCCUUGUUUGUCUGACCUUACUGCUAAACCAAAAAUGCAAAUACAGGACUUUAAACUCG
Molecule: messenger RNA, 1519 nt
Organism: Trichomycterus rosablanca
Lineage: Eukaryota; Metazoa; Chordata; Actinopteri; Siluriformes; Trichomycteridae
Gene: rexo2
Product: small fragment nuclease
Exons: 7
Coding region: 1-813 (270 amino acids)
Cellular component (GO): mitochondrion
Molecular function (GO): 3'-5'-RNA exonuclease activity; nucleic acid binding
Source: RefSeq, a predicted model, not a curated record